AUGAAGUUCGUCACUAUACCAUAUCAGCCAGAUACAGAUUUUGUGAGGCGAGGGGAGACUUUAGAUUCUUUGAGACCACACUUACCAGCUUCUUCAGAGAUAGAUGAUAAUUUGAUAAAACCGGAAGAUAUACCACUUAACAGAAGAAACUUUAUUUACACGCCAUGCUCGGCCAAUGUGCUAUUUAAAACACUGAAAUACACCACAAGUGAAUACCCGUUUGAUGUAGCGGGAUUCAAUUACAUGGAUAGGGCUGAUGACCUUUGCGUUUCACAGAACUCAAAUGAAAUCGUUGGCGUUCAAGAACCGCUAGGAUGGAGAACUGCCCGAUGUGAUGCCUGCAUAAAAGAAGGCACCGUCUACUGGGAAGUUGAAGUCUUGAAAGAUGGAGGUUUGGAAGUACCUCCCGGUGGGUCACUAAAACUAUUAAAAGACAAAGUCAACAGCAUGCCUCACGUUCGAGUCGGCAUAUCGCGGCGAGAAGCAUCUCUGGAAUGCCCUGUGGGGUUUGACUUGUACGGAUACGGAAUUCGCAACGUCAGUUUAGAGUCUAUUCACGACGGAAAAAUGAAACAAACGUUACCGCAGUGCCAGGUCAAAGCUGGUGAUCGCCUGGGCUUUAUCUUACAUCUCCCGUCUAUGGAAGAGCAAAUUGAACAGGCACGGAGCUUUUCAGAAUUCAAGAUUGAUGCUUUGUCGUCUUAUGCCGGGAGCACAGCGGAUGGACCUGUGAAAAAAAGGGCAAAAAAACUGAGUCGCGAAUUUCAUCAAGACCUUUUGCGGGAUCAGGACUACAACAAUGUGAUACGAGACCAAAUCGCAAUUCGAUACAAAAAUCAACUUUUCUUGGAAGCCACGGACUACGUAAAAACCACGAAGCCAGAGUACUAUACCUCUGAUAAGAGAGAACGCCACGAGUCUUAUCCUUUGAACGACUCAUAUCUAAAAGUGUUCCUGAAUGGAAAAGAAUUGGGGGUUGCUUUUGAUCAAUUGAAGCCCUUCCUGCCGCCUUUCAGCGAGCUGAAGUAUAAUGAAAAACUCUACUUUAAUCAUUGGCGAAAUGAGGUGAGCACCAAUACUGGACCCGAUGAAUUCGGAAUGAGACCAGAGCCUCGCCUGAAGCAUAAUAUCUUGAGAAAUAAAUAUGUCAACAACGGCAGGCUUGGAUAUUUUCCAACUGUGAGUUGCUUUAAUGGCGGUAGUGCGAAAUUGAUCUCGAGCGUUGGCGAACUGCGCCAUUGGGAUACUCUGUCCAAGGCCAUACCAGGAAUCAAAACUGUGAACGAAGUAUUUCAGGAACAAGUCGCCGACGACAUCGUAUGGGAUAUCGUGGACGAGGUUGAAGCAGAAAUACUGAGCGAUGACUGA
Lachancea nothofagi CBS 11611 is the source of this 1368-nucleotide messenger RNA. NCBI's taxonomy places the organism in Eukaryota, Fungi, Ascomycota, Saccharomycetes, Saccharomycetales, Saccharomycetaceae. The record is from the annotation of a GenBank genome assembly.